UCCGUGUCAGUUGCGGGCCGGUAAUGGCGGCGCUGAGCGGCCGCUGAGGGGCCGCGCUCCGGGCCCUGGCCGCGCUCCCCCCGCGGGAUGUGCCGCCCCCCGCACCGCCACCUGCCGCCGGCGCAGCGGGCGGCCGCCAGAUAAAUUGGCACGAUGUGGAGCAACACAUCAAAUGAGGUGCCUCUACAAAAUCUGAGGCAUAACCAAAGCAAGGAUUCUACCAGAGAUCAAACUGCAGCAUGGGCUUCUUUUUCUCAGACUAAGGCUGCUCUACGUCAUAUAGAGAACAAAUUGGAAAUAGCCCCCACCGGCACGGCUGUGUUUGAUUCAGUCAUGGAUGCCAAGAAGCCCUCUGCCAGUGGCAGCAGGAAAGCCAGCAGGAAGGCUUCCCGGUCUUCCAGCCAAAAUAAAUCAAGCAAGGAGAAGUCCUCACGCAGCCCCCUUCGAGCGACCACCCUGGAAAGCAACGUGAAAAAAUGCAGCCGUGUGGAAUUUCGUGAACCAUUGGCUUCAUACAGGGAUAUAUAUAGUUCUCUGUCUUAUCACAGUUCUAGCCAACUUGAGGCCAAGCAACUGCUCUCUGGCUUGGACUUGAGCGAAGCAGAGGGGAAGGCUGAGCUCACAGGCCACCUGACACACGAGCGGGAGGAGCGGGAUCGGCACAGCAGAGACUUUGAAAGCCCCUGUUCGUCUGCUGCAGACGAGACUGUUGUUAGGUAUUUGAAUGACCGGCCGACAAUUGAUGCCUUGCAGAAUAAUGAGGCCUUGCUUAGGGUUGCAGCAUCUCCAAGGUUGGAAGAGGAAAAAACCAGUGGCUCCAGAGGAGAUGAGAGUAGCACUAAAGCUUCUCAGAGUAGCACGUCCCAGGACAGUGAACUGAAAGUGUCUUCCCCUUCUGCCGCGAGUAUUUGUAGUGCUCACAGGCUGGAAAUCCUGAAACAGCGGCAGCACGAUGCCAAGUUGGAGAAGCUGAAGGAGCGGAUCCGAAAGCAGUGGGAGAAUUCUGAAGAGCCCAGUGGCAGAGGGCAGCACUUGGGAUGUGCUGAGCAACCUGUGGUGAUCAGUAACGUGGAGAACACGGUGACUCCCAAAGUCAGGAAGGUGACAGCUGUGCCUGCUGCUCCAUCAUACAGAGGUUUCAAUCCCGCUGAAACAAAGAUUCGCACUCCAGAUGGAAAGAUCUGGCACGCGGACGAGUUUCGUGUUAGUCGGGAGUUGUACAGAGAUAUAGCACGCCAGUUAAAAGAGGAUUCAACAGCAAAAGGAAAACCCAGUGAGAGAAACAGAGAGAAAAAAGCGACCAGGCCAGUGCGGAAAGUGCAAAAACUGACACGGUUGUCAAGUCCAGAGUCCAAACAAGGUGGAAAUUAUGUGAUAAAUGCAUCCUCCUGGCGGGAGGGACAAAAGCUGGUCAAAAAGAUACUGGGUCCAGCUCCCAGAAUAGAACAGGAGAGAAGAGCUGUAUCCGGUGACAGAACAGGACGAGAGAGAGCUGCCAAGUCUGCAGGUUGCAUUGGAAGGACAGGAUCAGAUUCUAGACUGGAUGUCACCCGCAAAAGCUCUUCAAGAAGCUCUGAAAGGUCAAGAAGUAAAGUACAGUCUGAGUCUAACCAGAAAAAACUGGAAGCUGCUCUUCCAGAUGAUAACCGAGAAGAUCAUGCCUCCGUAAAUAAGGAUUUCCUGCCCGUGGAGAUACGUGGAAUUCUCGACGACUUGCAGUUGGAUUCCAUGAGUACAAAGCAAGAGAAAGAUGUGGAAAAGCAGAAUCAAAAAUCUGUUUUGCCCACUCAAAACACCAGGAGCCACAGUCCAACCAAAAGGAAACCAGACAAGGUGGCUGCCAGUGAGGAGCCUCAGGUGAUCUCUAAGAAACGCCACUAUGACAGCGAUGAGGUUCGUCAGUACAUCAUCAGGCAGCAAGAGGAGAGGAAGAGGAAGCAGCAUGAAGAGAAGAAAGCACAAAAAGAGGCAACAGAACAGAAAAACAAAAGGCUCCAAGAGCUCUACAGAAAACAGAAGGAGGCUGUUGCUAAAGCAAAGCAUGUGCCUCCUCCUGAGCCUUCAGCAGCCAAACGGUUACAGGAAACCUACUCUAAACUAUUGCUGGAACGAACACUUUUAGAAGAGCCACCUCAGCUGCCUACGGUGCAGGAAGCACAGCCCAGACCUGGUUAUCAGCCCUCCGGGGAAUCCGACAAAGAAAACAAGGCUCAGGAGCGUCCCCCGAGUGCAUCUUCCAGCAGUGACAUGUCGCUCUCGGAGCCGCAGCAGCCGCUGCUGAGGAACGAGCUGAUGGAGCCUCCCUGGGUACAGCCAGACAGGCUAAGCCCAAGAGUCCAGCUCUCUCAUCCACAAGCUCUCUUGGGCUCAAGUGGGGGCCCUUGUUCCCAGCACUGGAGUCUGGAGCAGAUGGACCUUUUGUCAAAGGAGUGUGAUGCGGUGUUGGCAGGGAGGAGGAGCCAUUCUGCGCCUGUGGGAUCACUGGGGCCUCAGCCAUACCUGAAUUCCCCUGCUGCGCAGCAAAAUCUCUUAGCAAAACCUCCUGCUGGCCAAUAUAAGAGCAAACUAGAUCGCAUUGAAGCUUUGAAAGCUACAGCUGCUUCCCUUUCCAGCAGGAUUGAAAGCGAAGCCAAAAAGCUGGCUGGGGCUGGUAUCAACUAUGGUACCAUUUGGAACUCAGAAUUUAUGCAAGAAAACCAAGAUGAUGGACGGUGGGCAAAGGCUGUGAGUCCUCCUGUGAGAGAGGAAAACGAAGAUGCUUUUUCAGCCAGAAUUCAAAAAAUGUUGGGUGCCUGUGUGUCUCAUACAGCCUUUGAUGACAACCUUCCUGGGGUAGGCAACCUUAGUGAAUUUAAAAAGCUCCCUGAGACCAUCAGGCCUCUUACUGAUGUAGUCAGCCUUGGAUUGAGGUCUCCUGCUGCCAACAGGCAUGAGGGGAUCCUAGGACAUUUAUCCAAGAGACAGACUGACUCCCUGGGCCGUGAGAACCAGGGCUAUGCUCUGAAUAAAGUCGUCGUUCCUCACGAGUCCAGCAUCGACUCCAUCAGCGAAGGGCCUCUCCUGAGUGAUGGAAACCUCUCUGAAGAGGAAGGAGGCCAGCACAAACAGUUGCCACUGAAGAUGCUGGAGACAUUAAAAGAGAAGGAUUUCUGCAUCCGGGAGAGAAACGCUUUUGAGCCCAUAAAGGAGUUUCAGAAAGCAGCUGAGAAGUACUCGCCGCUUUUCCCUCAGACAAAUGACACCCACAGCAAGGGGCCCUGGGAGGAACUGGCCAAAGGAAGUCCCCACAGUGUCAUCAACAUCUUUGCUAAAAAUUAUCAGCUUCAUGGAAAAGUGUUUGAUGAAAGGCUGAACGGAGGGUCUGCCCUGCUGCGCCCUUUGCUUCCUACCAUGAGCCCUCCGGAGAGUGUGGCUUCUUAUGAAGAUGAUUUUGUCUCAUCACAGGGAAGUAGCACUUUAACAGACAAGAAGAUUGCACGUGACCUCAGUGUUGCUGGCAGCAGUAAUUCAAGCAUUCAGGAAGAAAUUCCAAGGAGGAAAUCUCCCCAUGAGCCUAGAUCUGUGGAACUUGCUUCUCAGCAUUCUUCUGGACCACGGUCUGCAGCAUCUUCUCGCUCCUCUACUUCCUCAAGAAGGAGAGGGAAAAAGGAACGGUUGGACUCUUUCAAUGGAAGUUCUCACCACUUUUCUGUGGAAGAAGAUAAAAUACUGUCUGAAUUAGAGUGGGGAUCCCAACAGGCAAAGAAAUCCUUAUCGAGUAGCAGAGUUUCUAGUAAAGACCAUGAGCAGAACCCGGAUACAGACAGUACCCUGGAAAACUUGUCUGGACACUCCCUGCUGAGUUUCUCGGACAAGGGAAGAUCCCAGAAGACACCAACUUCUUCCCCAUCUCCCAGUUCCCAAAAAAUGUUGCAGCUGGAUUCUGUGGGCAACGCAGCAGAAAGAGUCAAGUCACCUGCUGGCUUUUCUGGAGGUUCAGCCCCAGGGCUGAAGCCUAACGCAGCCUUCCACGACUUGAGCCUGGGAACCAGUCGCUCUGCAGCAGGAGCAGCCUCAGCGAGCGGGUGUAUGCGCUUCUCCCCCGCUGGGCUCCAGCAUCGCUUGUCAGCAGAGCUGAACUACCUCAGUGCCAUCGAGGAGUCCGUGCGACAGCUCUCGGAUUUGGAACGAGUGCGAGGCAUAUCCCUUGCCCAGCAGGAGAGUGUUUCCUUGGCUCAGAUUCUAAAGGCACAACAGCAGCGCCAUGAACGGGACUUAGCUCUUUUGAAAAUCAAGGCUGAACAAGAAGCUCUAGAAAGUCAGAGACAGCUAGAUGAGACAAGGCAGAAGGCAGCUCAGGUAAUGCUGCCCUUCAACAAAUGUGGAGUGUGUAACAGGCAAAAUGCUGUCCAUGCAGAGUCACUGCAGCAGCUGGUCCAGUCGCGGCAGGAGGCCGGGCAGGAGCCCCCGUGCAGCGCUGCAGCCAAGCAGGCAGAACCUGCACUGCUCACCACAGAUGCACCUCACCAGCUCCGGGAGAUGGCAGAGUUAGCACGGAGCCAGACCUCGGAUCCUGUCAGUGCUCCAGCUGCUCCCGUCACCGCCUUGUUUGACCACCAGCGGCAGCACCAUUCGGAGUUCAUGAAACAGCUGAGGGCCCGAGCUGACACAAACAGGAAAUGUGAGUCUGGUGCCAUAUCACAAGGUAAAGAGGAGACAGGUGACUCAAAACAGAUGUAUUCAGCCAUGUUUGAUAGUUAUUCAGAGUCCUCAAGAUCAAAGGUUCAUGAUCAGAGUAGCACCAGCAGCCGCCAGGAGAGCCCUUCAGCUCCAUCUUCCAAGGAGAUUGAGAAGAAGCUUUCCCGUCGUGAGAAGAUAAGCAGCAGCAUUGAAGACCAGGCUCACACUGGUGCAGAUGAUUCCUUGCCCAGUGACAGCGUUUUAUCCCUGCCGGAUGAAAAGGAUUCUGCUUCUGUUGCAACUGAGUAUUCCCUGAAAUUUGAUGAGUCCAUGACAGAGGAUGAGAUUGAAGAAAAAUCUUUUCGGUCUUUGCUGCCCUCUGAGAGUCAUCGCAGAAAUAACCUGGAGAAGAAGCGGGGUAGUCGAGAUGAUUCUGAUGAGGAAGUGUCCCCAGAAAAAACAGCUCUGUCAUCUAUCAAGGAGCUAAGCAUGCCAUUCUCAGGGGGGCAAGAUAGUUUCUCUAAGUUUACCAUGGAGAUGGUAAGGCAGUACAUGAAGGAGGAGGAAAUGCGAGCAGCUCAUCAGUCCUCUCUGCUUCGGCUCCGGGAGAAGGCUCUGAAAGAGAAGACCAAGGCUGAACUAGCCUGGCUGGAACACCAGAAGAAGCACUUGCGAGACAAGGGAGAGGAUGAUAAGAUGCCUCCUAUUCGAAAGAGGCAGCGUGGUCUGCUGCUGAGAUUACAGCAGGAAAAGGCAGAAAUUAAGCGUCUCCAAGAGGCUAACAAGGCUGCUCGGAAGGAGAGGCAGCUGAUCCUCAAACAGCAGGAGGAAAUAGAGAGAAUCCGCCAGACUACCAUGAAACUGCAGGAAAAACUGAAGUCUGCAGGGGAAAACAAGAUGGAGCUUCACAGUGAGGAUGACAUAAAGCAGAGCAAUGGUUCUAGUCCGCUUCCAGCUGACGCAGAAACACGCAGCCCUUCCCCAAUCUCAAUCUCCAGCAGUGAGACCAGCAGCAUCAUGCAGAAACUCAAAAAGAUGCGCAGCAGAAUGGAUGAAAAACACUGCUCUCCUGUUCACUACUUCUUCUCUGUCUUUACGUCUCACCACUGGGCCUCUCUCAGUGUCUGUUUUCCCAACCUCCACCCCAAAUUCCAGCUGUAUAUCUACAACCAAUUGGUCAGGUUCCUAACUAAGCGGGAACAGAAGCUGAUGCAGCGUCGGCAACACGCGGAAGAGUUGCUGGAGUGGAAGCGCCGCCUGGAUGCAGAGGAAGCAGAAAUACGGCGGAUAGAAAAGCAGGCUCUGGCUGCCUGGGACAAAGAGCUGCUCAAAACCAAAAUAGCCAAGAAAGAGCUGGGGGAUCAGAGAACUGAGCCCAAAGAAACUGCUAGUGAAGAAGAGUCUCCAGUGCCUUGCUCUCAUCUGAACAGUGAAAGCUCUAUCCCAGAAGAUCUUGGCAGUCUACCUGCUGAGUCUGUCCCAUCAGAGCCCAUGGGCCAUAGACAGCCAGAAAGCCCAGAUCAGAGUACAGUUAAUGAAGAAAUGGCUUAUUCUGAGGAGUUCAAGUCCUCCACCUCAGCUGGCAAACUCUCUCCUCCCAGAAGCAGCAUACCUCUAUCAAAGCAAGACUCCAGCAAAGGCAGCCACAGAACUGGAGGACAGCUACGUUCCCCUGUGAGGUCUCACCAGACAUCUCACAACUGGUCUGAUGAAUCCUUAUCUAUGACACAGUCAGAAACCACCUCUGAUCAAAGUGACAUCGAAGGACGCAUCAGGGCCCUGAAGGAUGAGCUACGGAAAAGGAAGUCUGUGGUUUACCAGCUGAAAAAGGAGCAGAAAAAGAGACAAAAGGAGAGACUGAAGGCCCAGGAAGCCAGUUUGAUCAAACAACUGGAGUCGUAUGAUGAGUUCAUCAAGAAGACUGAAGCAGAGCUGAGCCAGGAUCUGGAGGCAUCACCAACAGCCAAACCUCAGAUUAAAACUCUCUCCUCAGCUGCUGCUGAAAAACCUAAGAUCAAGGCACCACCACUCCAUAGGCCUGAGACAGCUAAAAACUGGAAAUCACUGACUGAAUCAGAGAGAUCCAGAGCAUCUUUGGAAUCCAUUUCAGAACACGCAGAUGCUGUGUCAUCAAGAUCUGAGAGAUCUGUGUCUGUGCACACCAAGACAGUGGCUGUGACAGAUGUUCAUGCUGGAGAACCUUCUGGAACAGCUUCCUCAGUUCUAAUACCAAGGAGUUCCAGAGCAGGAUCUGGUGAUUCCUUAAAUAGUGUGCCUUCAUCAGCUCUUCUGAAAGACAUAAAAGACAUUAGCAGGGUAUCCCCUGCGUCAGUGAACAAGGUGGUAAACGCUUCCAAUGUUGAUGCUGCUGUUAGUCAUAAAUCUGAGAUUACAGAAGAUGUGGAAUCCAUAAAGUCAGAGGAAUAUGAGAGUGAAGGUUCUCAUGUUAAGCCUCUGGAGAGUUCUGAUGUCUUGUUGAUGUUAGAUAAAGAACAGGAGAGCUCGCUGAACCUCUGCUCUGAAAACAAACACUCUCAGAAGGAACUGUUUGAUUUGGGCGUGGAAAGUCUUCAUGCUACAGAAGAAAUCCUAGAACAGAGACUGGCAGAUAAAGAGCCUGUAAGUGGCCCAAGUGUAAAGGAGUCUCCUAAUAAGCUCAGUAAAUCUGCAGAGGAAAAAGGUUAUCUGCCUUCAGAGCAGCUUUUUACUCAAAAAGAGCCAUCGUACUUUGAUGACUUCGAAGGAUCCUCCUCCAGAAAACAAAUGUCAGCUGAAGAAACACCUCCUGGGGAGCGUUACAAAGAUGACUUCGAGGGAUCCCUUCUCUCCGCUAACGCGGAGUCGCUGAGGGAGCAGUCCCAGCACAGGGAGCAGGCCAGCAGGAGCAGAUCCACCAGCCUGGGCAGCGAUGGUGAGAUCAGUGAGUGCCUCAGUGACAGGUCUCUCUCUGGCAGCAUGCAUUCAGAGAGGCUACUGGAACUCAAGUCCCCAACUGAACUUAUGAAAAACACCGAACGCAGAGAUGUGGAGCCGGAACAGUCCCCUACCGGGUCCCCUCUGUGGGCCCCUGUUGCAAUCACAGAAGAAACAGAUAGUUUGUCAAAUUUCAACAUUGGUGAUAGAGUACUUGUGAGUAAAGUGCAGCCUGGAACGUUGCGAUUCAAAGGGCUGACUAAAUUUGCCAAAGGGUUUUGGGCUGGCGUGGAGUUGGAUAAACCUGAAGGGAACAAUAAUGGAACUUAUGAUGGUAUUAAAUACUUUGAUUGCAAAGAGAAACAUGGUAUCUUUGCUCCUCCUCAAAAAAUCUCUCACAUUACAGAAAGUAUCGAUAGCCAGUUAGACACAAAUAAGGAUGAAGACUCAUUCUUUGAUGACAGACUGGAGAAGCAACACAAAGCUGAGCAGAAAGACAGAGGAAUUUCCAAACCUGGCAAAGAGGAUGAAAGCCAGAGCAGAAAUGCAAUAGAGAACUAUUCCCAGGAUAAAGCUCCUGCAGAUAGAGCUGUUUCAGAGGCUUCAGCUGAGGAAAGGGUUGAUGAGGAGUUGUCAUCUAAAGCAAACAGCAUAAAGGAGAUUUCUGUAGCUACUGGUUUAUUUGCCCAAGAACAAUCAGUGGUGGCUUAUCUGAAGGAUGCUGUAAAGGAGGAGGCCACCCACACUCCUCUUGUUUCUAGUCUUGAGGAUGAGAUUUCCUCUGUUCAGUUGGAUGACAUCUCAGAUUUCCUUUCUGAAAAACUGGAAAGGCAGAAGACACUGGGAGAAGAAUGUACUGAAAAGUUAGAUGAUCUCUCUCCUGGUGUCGUGGAGAAGUCUGCAACUCCACUUCUGGAUUUGCUGACAAAAGAAAAGAACCAGUUAGAAGCACAGCUCAAACUGCCACUCAGAGAGGAAGAAAAGUCAAAAGAUCAACUGGAAAAGGUCAGUUUGCUGACUGACAGCCUACUUAGAGAUUUUGUGAAAGACACAGUCAAUCAGUUACAGCAAAUAAAGAAGGUCAGGAAUGAGAAAAUACAGCUCAGCAACCAGGAGCUCUGUGAUGUGAAGGAGGAAUCCUGUAGCCCAUCCCAGCAGGUUGAAAAGCAGAUUCCAGACGGACUGAAUAACUUCUUCCUAAGUUCUGAUUUGGAAGAUGACAGAGAAGAACUUUCCUCUCCAGACAUGUGUCCCAGACCAGAGAGUCCAGUGUUUGGUGCCAGUGGUCAGGAAGAGCUUGCCAAGAGACUGGCAGAGCUGGAGCUCAACCGUGAGUUCCUGAGUGUGCUGGGAGAUGAUCAAGACUGGUUUGAUGAGGACUAUGGCCUGAGUUCCCGUAAGCUCCAGCAGAAGGAAGCCGAGGAGCCGGCAGUGCUGCCCCAGGUGGAACUGCAGAAGGUGCCGACAAAGCCGUGUGAGGAGCCCCUGGCAGUCCCUCACACUGCAGUGGAGGUGGAAGGUAUGGUCCAUGCAGCAGCUGAGGAACUCUGGAAGCUCAGGGAGCUGGGCCACGAUCUUCAAAGCUGCAGCCUUCGUUCAGACCUUAGUGGUUCCCUCCAGGAGCAGGACACGGACACGAUAAACAAGCAGGUUUAUAAAAAGGUGGUAUUUGAUUUAACAAGGGAGAUCUUCGGGGAAAUCUUUGCUGAGGAUCCUAAUCUAAAUCAGCCUAUUUGGAUGAAACCAUGUAGGAUUGCAUCUGCUUAUUUUCGCCGAGUCAAAGAUCCAAAUGAUCUGGAUGAAAUCAAGAGCUUCAUUGCAGCUGAAGUGCUGAAGUUGUUCAGCCUGAGGAAGGAGCCUAAUCACAAAACAGACUGGCAGAAGAUGAUGAAAUUUGGGCGGAAGAAACGCGACCGAGUGGAUCAUAUACUAGUGCAGGAGCUCCACGAGGAGGAAGCGCAGUGGGUGAACUACGACGAGGAUGAGCUGUGUGUAAAGAUGCAGUUGGCAGACGGGAUCUUCGAGGCCUUAAUCAGAGACACUGUUGAUGUGCUGAACCAGAUAAAUGAGAAACAGCGGAGGCUGCUGCUUGUCUGACAGUGCUGGAGUGAGCUCAGAGCUGCAGAACCACGGAGUCAGGGCCUCCCUGACCUCUGACCUGCUCUCCACCCGCUCCUGCUGCGGCUGGACUUCCAUGCACAGGGUCUCAAGGCAGUUCAGAUGCGAUGAAAGGAGCCUGAACUCGCAUCUGCUACCACUCGAGACCUUACUUCAGAUUUAUUGUUUGAAACAAGCUGAUCCCUCACUCAAGGCUGCUUUGUGGAGUGCUCAAGACUGUUCGUGUGCCAAUGCAUUUAUAGCACAGAACUGUCAGCGGCUGUCUGGGGCCCCAGGCAGGGGCUUUGACAUGUUCGGCUUCUUCCCUGAAAGGGUUGGGUUGAGUUGGGAUAUUGGCUGUUUUGCUGGAAUGGCUGUCAGCCAUCAGUACUCAACUUAUCUUUAGAAAUGUGAGUAAUUUGGAGAAGCAACAAUUUGGUCAGGUUUUGGUCGUAAGUGGAGACUUACCGUACUGAACAGUGUUAUAAUCUUAACACCUCUUCUCCUGCAGCCCUGACAAUGUGCAUCAGUUCCUUCUGCUCCAGAGCCCAUUUAAUUCACUUCUCUGUGAAGCUGGUUUUCAUCUUUCUUCUGUGAUGUGGUACUAAGCAUGGUGCCAGCCCAGUCCAGGGAGAUUAGAUGAUGUUGCUUCCUGCAUACAAGUAAAGAAUUCUUGCUGCUUUGCCGAUGUAACUUGCUUCAGUCCUGAGGCGGAGCAAGACAACGGCCGCCUAAUGUGUGAAAGAUGAGCCCUUGGACAACUUUCCUCCUACCGUGUAGCACUUCUCUUCCUGGAGCACCAGCUGCUCCCAGACAACGGAUACUCAGGAUUUUCUCAGGCACGAGACAUGCAGGAGUGGAAAAUGUUUCCUCACAAAAAAUUUGGCCUUCAAUCCCUCAGCUUUCUCCCUCACUGUCACCUAAUAAAUUGGAGAAGCUGUUACUUGAACAAUUUAGAGAACAGAGAGUAUUCACCAAAGAAAGCGGUGUCUGGUGCUUGACUGUCUGCAUGUUUUGUGCUUGUGGGUUUUUUAUUUAUUUUCAGAUAAUUUAUUAAGUGGGUUAUAGGAGAGUGUCCUGUGCAGUUGGCUGCACUGUCUUGUGUUUUGGGACAGACGAACUUGAGAGAGCAUCUGGUUUGGAGACUUCCAAAGUCCCAUAUUCUUCGCACAAAACCUCCAGCUUCUCGAGGCAGAUACGAGGGGGGUGAAGGUGAGAAGAACCAAACCUCAGUGACCAAGGACUAGGAGUGGAGUUUCACCACACCUGGUUCGGAGACAAUGGAGAGUUGAGGGCGCUGAGCUGAAAAAUGAUGUGAAAAUUCCCAGCUCCAUCUGUUUCCUUCCUUUCCCAGAACUUCUGCACCAUGGGCAGCUGUUACCUGGUUGGUUUGGUGCUGGAUUCAACUGCAGUGUCCUUCUGCUGAGUGCUCGUUCCUAACCUGUUCCUCCCGUCCUUGUGUUUUUCUUGGAGGAACACGGACAAUCUGGGGUCGAACUCUGAUGCCUUAAUAGUGGAUGUCCCUGUUUGCUAACCUGGGACGAGACCCAGAGGAAAGUCAGAUUCUCCAGACAUGCUGGAGUGCAGAAAGACGCUGAAGCCUCAGAGGUGCCCCAGAGAUGCUGUGGCUCACAACAGACGUGGCGGGGAGAUCUCAACCAUUUUGUUCACCUGCUUGGUUCUUGGGCUCCCCACUGUGCACACCUCUGCUGCUGCUCCAGUUUGGUUUCUCUUUUCCACCUUUUUUUUUUUUUGGUUGGGUCAUUUAAUGUUUGGGGGGUUUUUUGAAAGAUAUCAUUGGAAUAUUUGCAUUUUGCACGAUGACACACAGCUGGUAAUUCUUCAGGGACAGCACGGGGAAAUGUUGGAUUUGCCAGAGGUCCAUGCAGAUUCUCAGAUGUAGUGUUGCCAGCACCUCACUUGUGAGUUAAUGGGGAGCCAUAUCCAUGGGAGCUUAAUGAGUGGAAGGAGAAGGAGGAGGUAGUGGUGGAUAGGGGCACAUCCAAUGGGUAUAUGCAUGUCUGUCCCGCAGUGGUGGCCCUUCUGGCUGGCUGGAAGUCUGGUCAAGCAUUGCUCAGCUUUUUUUCUUAAGUGAUUCAUUUGUCCAUGUAAAAUGUCAUGAUGCUGAACCAGGAAGCUCUUAAGACAGAAGCAAACUAAAGCUGCUAGAUUUAACCAGCAUGGUGUCACUGAUUGGGUCACCACCUCAGAUUCCCUUUCCUGGGUGUAUCUUUUCAGUAGCAAGGAUUGCUAUUUUUAUAGGUAGCAAUUAAGGAAAGAGGGCAGAAACCUGCAGUUUAGGUUUGCACCUGGAGCAUCAGGUUAGGUUCUGUUCUGUAGAUACCAUGGUCAGGGUUGAGAAGGUUGCCCUGCAUGCCCAAGGCUUUUUGGCCGUUCUGAGGGAUUUGUGGGGUGUUUCUGGUCUGUCCAACAGCAGGGAGGAGGUCGUACAGUCAGGCCUGACAAGGUACUGCAGUCUGUUGGAGAUGGUAUACCUGUUUAUACAGGUAUAAACUGCUGGCUUUAGAACCCUCAACAGAAGCAGUAACUGUUUUUACAGCUGUUUGGACAGAAGGAAGCUGUGUCUAACUAAUGGCUUUAUUCCUUUGCAGACAUCACUGUUUAUUUUCGGUAGCAAUCCUUGCUAGGAGCAACCCUAAAAAGAACGUACAUGAAUUACUUUCUCAAUACCUCAAGUGUGUUGAGUUGCUUUGAGUUGAGUGUAUGUUCAAAACCUCGAGUGGGUUGAGUACUCGUGGACUGAUCAUUGCAGUGGUUGGUUUGGAUUGGGCUGGUAACAAGGAGAUAUGGGGAAGCCUGGGGUCCCACAAACGGGCUGAAUUCUCUACUUCUCUCCCCAACUUCUUCCCCUUAUAAGAACAAGAUGAUAUUCCUGGGUCUGCUUAUCUCAGUGCAACCACGUUAGAAGAUUCAAGGCUUGAGACAUUUUGCUGAGACCCACGAGCUGUCCAGGGCAGUGGCUGCCAUCACUGGGGAGAUGCCACUCCGUUUUGGGAAGGAUCCCAGGGCCAGGUGGGAAAGCCCAGGCUUGUGAGGACAUGGGGCACGAGUACCUCUCUCACAGCAGGACGCUCCAUGAGUUGCACUGUGGGAUAUCAGUACUUCUGUCUUUCAAAAAAGGCUUGUUGCUCAUAAGGUGGAAUGAGGGAUUGAAAAAUCCCAUCUUGUUCCCUUUCUUUUCUUGAAAAAGUGGCCUUAGCUUUUUGCAAUACUUGAAUAAGUGUGUACCUGCAGAAGACCUUCAGUAGCACAGUGACAGAGACCUUUUAAGUGACUAUUCUGCAAGGAACUGUGUGCAGUUCCCACUUUCAUAUCCCUUUGCUACCUUCAGAAUAUUAGGAAAAUACAGUACUUUUCAGCAGAGAAACAGUCGGAUCUUAUAAGGUAUUUAGUGCAUCUGAAGUGUUUACAAACCAACUAAAAUGGAGAAAAGCAAACUAUCAAACUUAUUUGUAAUUUAAGCGUUAAAUGCAAGAUUAUAUACAGAUGAAAGAGGAAUACUGUAAUUAACCUGCAUUUACUAGGGUUUUUUUCCCUUGACUUUGCAGAGCCUUUUGAUACACAUUUGCAAAGCCGCCUUUCGGGAGGCUCCGUCUCCCCGUGUACUGUGCUGUGGAGAUGCUGAAAAGAAACCUGUUUACUGUGUCUGUGUAAAUAACCUGGUAACUUGGGGUUUGGGCCAGUUUCAGCUCGUGUUCACAUCCACAGCAGCUUUGCACAGUAGACAGACCUGAGGAUGUGGAGGGGUUGGGGGUUUCUUUUUUUUGUAAUUAAGAAUUGUAAAAUAACCAGGGUGGUCCCUGUGUACACCAGUGUAAAUAUCUUUGGUAACUGAAAUGUACUUUAAGAGAACAAAAUCUGUAAAUAAACUGAUUUAUAAAUUAA
Pseudopipra pipra is the source of this 13575-nucleotide messenger RNA. RefSeq names its product centrosomal protein 350 (gene CEP350). Gene Ontology annotation, cellular component: centrosome. The transcript is spliced from 39 exons. Gene Ontology annotation, molecular function: microtubule binding. Lineage: Eukaryota; Metazoa; Chordata; Aves; Passeriformes; Pipridae. Gene Ontology annotation, biological process: microtubule anchoring. The coding region runs from base 154 to 9669 and encodes 3171 amino acids. The record is from RefSeq and is a predicted model, not a curated record.